AUGGGAGGUAAAGGGAACAAGGGUGUUUAUCGAUUGAGAAUUGGGUCAUGGAACGUAGGUACAUUGACAGGUAAGUCUAUAGAGUUGGCGAAGAUCCUCCAGAAGAGGAGGGUCAAUAUAGCUUGUGUCCUGGAGACAAGGUGGGUAGGGUCGAGUGCGAGGGACGCGCACGAGUAUAAACUUUGGAACUCAGGAACCCAGAAGGGUAAGAAUGGAGUGGGUAUUUUGGUGGAUAGGGAACUUAGAGAGUCUGUGGUCGAGGUUAGACGAGCGAAUGAUAGAUUGAUGAUUAUUAAGUUGGUGGUUGGACAGUGCACCCUAAACGUCGCUAGCGCCUAUGCGCCUCAUGCGGGCCUAGAUGAGGAGGCUAAACGACGCUUUCGGGAGGAGUUAUAUGAGAUUAUGUGUCAGGUACCACCUGCUGAGAAGUUAUUCAUAGGAGGGGAUUUCAAUGGUCAUAUUGGGUCGACCGCAGGUGGGUAUGACGAAGUGCAUGGAGGCUUCAAUUUUGGGGAGAGGAACGGAGGAGGAACCUCGUUGCUGGACUUCGCUAAGGCUUUUGGGUUGGUGAUUGCAAACUCUAGAUUUUCGAAGACGGAGGAGCAUUUGGUUACUUUUCAAAAUGCGGUGGCGAAGACUUAG
Nicotiana attenuata is the source of this 642-nucleotide messenger RNA. RefSeq lists its product as uncharacterized. Gene Ontology annotation, biological process: chromatin remodeling. The record is from RefSeq and is a predicted model, not a curated record. NCBI's taxonomy places the organism in Eukaryota, Viridiplantae, Streptophyta, Magnoliopsida, Solanales, Solanaceae. Gene Ontology annotation, cellular component: nucleus. Gene Ontology annotation, molecular function: catalytic activity. The transcript has a single exon. Bases 1 to 642 code for a protein of 213 amino acids.